CGGCAGGCUUAGAGCGAGCGGAGGGGGCUGAGAGCGAGCCAGUGACAGCGUGGUCCUGGGCGCAGCAUCGCCAACUCCUCAACGGCAGCAUCUCACUCGCCACGUGCCCCUGACGAAGAGAGAUAGACAACAAGAGAGCGAGAGAGACACACACACACACUUCACACCUGGAAGAGCAGAGAAGGAGAGAGACCAAGAGGCAAAUAUUCUCUCUCUCCCCCUCUCUCUCACACUUUCUCUCUCAUUUCUGCCCCUUGGUCUUUAGAAGAAAGAAGAAGGGGAAGAAAAAGUUACCUGAAAUAGAGACAAGGUGCAUAUUUGUUCAAAGAGCGUCCUGCCCAGGGGUGUGCCUGGGCCGCAGCUCUCACACAGCUGGCAGUGAGCUUGGACCUCCAGGGGGCUCUCUGCUUCCCACAGCCUGAUAAGGAGGAGGAGGAGAGGGAGAGAGGAUGCUCAACAACCUGACGGACUGUGAGGAAGGAGAGGGGGGACCCAAUAGCCAGGAUGGCAAUCCUAAGGAGAGCAGUCCCUUCAUCAACAGCAGUAUGGCCAGUGACAUGGAGAAAAGCCAGCAAUACGAUGGCAAGAAUAUGGCUCUGUUUGAGGACGAGAUGGACACCAGCCCCAUGGUGGCCUCUCUGCUCAGCAGCCUGGCCAACUACUCCAACCUGCCCACCGGGAGCAAGGAGCACGAGGAGGCCGAGAACAACGAAGAGGGCCCCCGCCCCUCCAAGAAACCCAUCAAGGCACCACAAUUGGGCACUCUGAUGGGCGUGUACCUGCCCUGCAUCCAGAACAUCUUUGGGGUCAUCCUCUUCCUCAGAAUGACCUGGAUGGUGGGCAUCGGGGGCGUCCUGGGCUCCUUCAUCAUCGUCUUCAUGUGCUGCUCUACAACCAUGCUGACAGCCAUCUCCAUGAGCGCAAUCGCAACCAAUGGAGUGGUGCCAGCUGGUGGCUCAUAUUACAUGAUCUCGCGCUCCUUGGGUCCUGAGUUUGGUGGUGCAGUGGGAAUCUGUUUCUACCUGGGCACUACUUUCGCGGGUGCCAUGUAUAUUCUUGGCUGUAUUGAAAUCCUACUGAUCUACAUCGUUCCUCAGGCGGCCAUCUUUAAGAUGGAGGGCCUGGAGGGGCCGGAGGCGGAGGCGGCGCUGCUGAACAACAUGCGGGUGUACGGCAGCCUGGUGCUGGGCCUCAUGGCCCUGGUGGUGUUCGUCGGGGUCAAGUACGUCAACAAGCUGGCGCUGCUCUUCCUGGCCUGCGUCAUCUUCUCCAUCCUGGCCGUGUACGCCGGGGUCAUCAAGACCGCCAUCGACCCCCCCGUCUUCCCAGUCUGUAUCCUGGGGAACCGGACGCUGCUGACUAAGGCCUACGACGUGUGCGCCAAGACGGUAGAGUUAGACAACGACACGGUCCCCAGCCAGCUGUGGAGGACUUUCUGCGACUCGGACGCCCUCAACGCCACCUGCGACGAGUACUUCAGCAACAACAACGUCACGGAGAUCCAGGGCAUCCCAGGGGUCACCAGUGGCAUCCUAGCAGAGAACCUGUUUGGCUACUACCUGGAGAAGGGAGUGAUACUGGAGAAGAGAGGCCUGGCGUCGGUGGCGGACGAGGAGGGCCCGUCGCCGACGUCCAACCGCUACGUCAUGUCCGACAUCACCAGCUUCUUCACCCUGUUGGUCGGCAUCUACUUCCCUUCUGUCACAGGUAUCAUGGCAGGCUCUAACCGCUCUGGGGACCUGCGUGACGCCCAGAAGUCCAUCCCUAUCGGCACUAUCGCUGCCAUCAGCACCACGUCCAUCGUGUACAUGUCCUCUGUCAUACUAUUUGGGGCCUGCAUUGAAGGAGUCGUCCUCAGAGACAAGUUUGGGGAAGGGGUGAACGGCAACCUGGUGAUCGGAACGCUGGCCUGGCCGUCCCCUUGGGUCAUCGUGAUUGGCUCCUUCUUCUCCACCUGCGGGGCGGGCCUUCAGAGCCUGACCGGGGCCCCCCGCCUGCUGCAGGCCAUCUCCCGGGACGGCAUCAUCCCCUUCCUGAGAGUGUUCGGUCAUGGGAAGGCCAACGGAGAGCCCACAUGGGCCCUCCUCCUCACUGCUGGCAUCUGUGAGAUCGGCAUCAUCAUCGCCUCCCUGGAUGCAGUAGCCCCCAUCCUCUCCAUGUUCUUCUUGAUGUGCUACAUGUUUGUGAACCUGGCCUGUGCCCUGCAGACUCUGCUGAGGACGCCCAACUGGAGGCCUCGCUUCAAGUUCUACCACUGGGCUCUGUCCUUCCUGGGUAUGACCUUGUGUCUGUCACUGAUGUUCAUCUGCUCCUGGCACUAUGCCAUUAUUGCCAUGGGGAUUGCAACCUGCAUCUACAAAUACAUUGAGUUCUGUGGGGCGGAGAAGGAAUGGGGGGACGGCAUCCGGGGAAUCUCUCUCAGCGCCGCCCGCUUCGCCCUCAUGAGGCUGGAGGAGGGUCCGCCGCACACCAAGAACUGGAGACCACAGAUCCUGGUCCUGGUGAGUGUGGAUGCUGAACAGAACGUAGAGCAACCCCGCAUACUGUCUCUGACCAAUCAGCUGAAGGCGGGCAAAGGCCUGACCAUCGUUGGCACCAACGUGGUGGGAACCUUCCUCAAUAACUACGCUGAUGCCCAGCGAGCCGACCAGUCUCUGCGCAGGCUGAUGGAGACGGAGCGAGUGAAAGGCUUCUCUCAGGUGGUCAUCUCAUCCAACCUGAGAGAUGGGACGUCCCACCUGGUGCAAGUGGGCGGACUGGGAGGCCUGAAACAUAAUACCAUUCUGGUCAGCUGGCCGCAAAACUGGAAGCAUCCUGACAGUCACCUUCGACUUAAGGACUUUGUUGAGGUGGUGAGAGAGACGACCAUCGCAAGUCUGGCGUUGUUGGUUCCUAAGAACAUCGCCAGCUACCCAUCCAACGGGGAGCGCUUCACCGAGGGCCACAUCGACGUCUGGUGGAUCGUCCACGACGGAGGCAUGCUGAUGCUGCUGCCCUUCCUGCUGCGCCAGCACAAGGUGUGGAGGAAAUGCAAGAUGCGCAUUUUCACGGUGGCCCAGAUGGACGACAACAGUAUCCAGAUGAAGAAAGACCUCAUCACCUUCCUCUAUCACCUCCGCAUCGACGCUGCGGUGGAGGUCGUGGAGAUGCAUGAUAGCGACGUCUCGGCCUACACCUACGAGAAGACCCUGGUGAUGGAGCAGCGCACACUGAUCCUCAAACAGAUGCAUCUGACCAAGAACGAGAAGGAGAGAGAGAUCCAGAGCAUCACAGACGUCUCCCGAGGGUCCAUCCGUCGCAAGAACCCCACGAGUCUGCGUGUUCCACAGAUCGGAGAGGAGGGGGCCAGCGUGGCAGAAAGACCAGAGGAGGAGAUACAUCUGACCCUCACCAAGAACUCUGCCCCUACGGGCCACAUGUCCCACAACACACCUGGAGGGGGUACUGCAAGCCCAGACUGUGAAGUGCAGAGGACAUGGACAGACAAAGGUGGAGCAAAGGACCAGAGCCAAGCCUCAGCAGGAAAACCAGAGGCGGGGAAAGAUCUCUUCAAUAUGAAACCCGAAUGGGAGCAUCUAAACCAGUUCAACUUGAGGCGCAUGCACACAGCGCUGAGGCUCAAUGAGGUGAUCCUAAAGAAGUCCAAGGAGGCCAAGCUGGUCCUGCUCAACAUGCCGGGGCCCCCCAAGAACCGCAUGGGCGAUGAGAACUACAUGGAGUUCCUGGAGGUCCUCACCGAGGGCCUGAAUCGGGUCCUCCUGGUGCGUGGAGGCGGCCGAGAGGUCAUCACCAUCUAUUCCUAAAGAGACAAUCUUUGAACAGCACUUUCAUCUGCACAGUUUCUAGAUUUCCUUUGCACUAUAUUGACUUGUACCCUCCACUGUGACCCAUUCAUUACAUAUCAAUGCAGAGCAGCCCUGCUUGUCGUCCUGUGCCAUCCUCUCUCUGCUCAUAACCCCGCUGACUCCAGCUCGCCCCGCAGCCAUUAACCUCUGGUGUGGUGAAACUCACCUCUCUUUUGAUACUACGCACCUAGUUCCCUUAGCUAGGCCCACUCCCCCGUGUUAUACGAUAAUAUCACAAUGAACAAUCAAUCAUGAUAGAAGAUAAGCUGUAUUGUUUCAAACUAUGUAGCCGGUGGGAACUUGUGAAAGCUCUCAAAUGAGUCUAAAUCCUUACAUAUGAUUUACCCUGGUAUUGUGGGAACCUGACUAAAAGGGUGCUUCAAAUUUUAUCUUGAUGGUGUAUUUAUGCAUUUGGUUAGUGUUAGAGUUUGAUGUUUGAGAGUCAUUGAGAAAAGAAAAGUUAUUUUUGUUUUUAUACUACUCUUCAUUUGUUGUGGUAUUUGUGCUAUUUAUUUUAUUCACAUAAUUAUUUAAUUGUGGCUUCUUCAUGGUCUUUCCUUGUCAUGUUCAUAGUAUGAAAAGUAGGGUCUUAGUAUUAGGUUUAUUAUUGUUUUCAGGCAUCAUAUAAAUAUAACAUAUAAGAGAUGAGCACACAGGCUGAAUCAUUUUCAAUACAUUGUUAGUGAAUUAAAUGAUAAUUAAAUUACAUAGAGGAUUAAUAAUCAUUGGGGAUUAUUACACUCAUUGUAUUGUAUCCACUUUUGAUUACAUCGUGACUUUGAUGGAUCAGGCAAAAUUAUAUUAUUACUCUGCCUAACCUGGUUCCACUUAUAACUUCUGUUGUAUGUAGCCUAUUUCUUUCAUUCAAAUGGAAAUCUGUGAAUUUGUAUAAUAAGAGAUGGAGAAUAUAAUAAUGAAUUAGAGUACUUAAUAACUGUAUGAAAGAUAUAACUUUGCAAAGCAUAAAAAUGAUAGACACCUUAUUGAGUUUAAAUAAGACUACACCUUUUAUGUGCUUUAUUUUAUGCUUGAUUCUAUUGUAUUAUUAAGCCAACAUGUGAAAAGUAUGCAUUACAAAUGAAAAUUUUAAACUUGGCCCAGUGGCCUUGUAAUAAAUAUCAAUAACCCCAGCUCUAUCAUCCAAGAAAGUCUUUUGAGGGUUUGCUUACCAUGCAACAAAGAGUGCAUUCAUGAGUCUGGAAUUACAAUCGCGCAUAUUAUCCAAGACACAUUUGCUUCACCAUAAAGUAUGUUGAAUAAAGUUGGGCAAUUGUAUUAGA
Messenger RNA from Gadus morhua (Atlantic cod), 5125 nucleotides. RefSeq names its product solute carrier family 12 member 5. NCBI's taxonomy places the organism in Eukaryota, Metazoa, Chordata, Actinopteri, Gadiformes, Gadidae. Gene Ontology annotation, cellular component: plasma membrane. Gene Ontology annotation, molecular function: potassium:chloride symporter activity; ammonium channel activity. The coding region runs from base 450 to 3803 and encodes 1117 amino acids. Gene Ontology annotation, biological process: chloride transmembrane transport; chloride ion homeostasis; cell volume homeostasis. The transcript has 26 exons. The record is from RefSeq and is a predicted model, not a curated record.